AUGCACGCGUCUGGCUCGUCGCCCUACGAUCCCUCGCAGCAGCAGCAGCCGUCGUUCCAACCGCGCGGCAUUGCCUGGGGCACCAGCGUCGCGCGACUGACGGACCACGUCAGUCACAGCGAGUGUCUGGUGGCCUGUAACGCGUCCCCCAGCAGCGAGUACUCCACCAGCAGCGGCUCCGACUCGGAGGAUGACGUCAGCAGGGGCGGCAAGGCGCGGCUGCCAGCGCGGAUGGCGGUGAAGGCGGAGUUUCUGCAGGCGAGGGAGGCGGAGGCUGCUGUGGAGGAGGAUGGGCCCAUCCCGCGCAUCACUGAAGUGAGAGUGCACAGUGCGGUCACUCAGGAGGUCCUGAGGCGAGGAUGGAUAGUGGUGAAGGCGGAGUUUGUGCUGGCGAGGGACUCAGAGGCUGCCGUGGCGGACAACGGGCCGGGCCUAUCCUGCGUCGCUUUUGAGAAUUCUCAAAAGCGAGUUUCUGCAGGCGAGGGAGUCAGAGGCUGCUGUGGCGGACAACGGGCCGGGCCUAUCCUGCGGAUCACUGUAAGGUUAGACUUUGAAGACAAGGUAACGCUCAGCUUCGCACGCAGCGGAGGGCCCGGAGGGCAGAACGUCAAUAAGUUGAACACAAAGGUGGACAUGCGAUUCAAUGUGCUCGAUGCUGAUUGGCUGCCUGAGCGGAUAAGAUGGAAGAUUCUGGAGCAGGUAAGUGCUGCUCGUGACUGGUUCCUGUAG
Messenger RNA from Closterium sp. NIES-65, 729 nucleotides. The record is from the annotation of a GenBank genome assembly. Lineage: Eukaryota; Viridiplantae; Streptophyta; Zygnematophyceae; Desmidiales; Closteriaceae.